Molecule: messenger RNA, 1218 nt
Organism: Podospora bellae-mahoneyi
Lineage: Eukaryota; Fungi; Ascomycota; Sordariomycetes; Sordariales; Podosporaceae
Source: RefSeq, a predicted model, not a curated record
AUGACCAGAGCUCUGCUGUUAUUGCUGGAUAUCCUAUCGCGGUGGGAGAGGAAAGAUGCGCUCGACCACGACCAGGUACCGAAAGGCAUGAGCUUGGAGAUCAGCAUACAGUCACCAAGUGAUUCCCAACACUGGUUUCAGCACCUAUUUUCUCUGCGGGAAUGUCAUCCUUACAAUCCGUUUCCCCAGGGAAGCGGCUCAAGGAACGAUUUGGCGACUGGUUCGUUUUCCAUUAAGCAUAACACUGAUGAGACACAUUGCAUUCGUAACGGUGCGCUGAGAUACUUGGAUUGUCCUGAUGGGGCAAUACUACGGCUGUGUGGAAAGUUGUUGGACCUCAACUACAGGAUUGUUCCCCGUCAUGGAACCCGUCGCAAACGCAAGACAUUCCCGAGGAUCGAGAUUGUGACUGGCCUCGCUUUUCGGCGGCAGUGUCACCGAAAGCUAUCUUCAAAUGUUGUCAGUAAAGUCAUCACAGAAAGUUUUGUCUGUUUGGAAGAUAUGCGGAAGCUCAAAAAGCUUGUUAAGACUGGUUUCCCGAGUACGCUUAGGCGGCUCAGUAUAUUCAAAGAUUUUGACCGACGACAUGAAAGUUUCACAAGGCCAUCAAGAUUAGCCCUAGGCCGCGUUCUCAACAAAGCAAGCCGCGAACUUGAAGUUCUGGCCGAAGCGGAGGUUUUCUUUGAAAACCCCCCUAAACUUCGGUAUAGACCAAAACUGUCCCCUCAGUGGCCCAAUUUCCGUCGCCUCGCGCUGACCACAGCCGAACUUCAUCCUGAGAAACUCAAUAGCACAAUAACAGGUUCCUUAAACUACCCAUGCAAGCGCUGGAUGCCAAAGUUGAAGAUACUCGAGAUUGGAAAUAGCGGGGAGUGGACCGAAGAAAAGGGACAUGCCUGUAUUUUUCGCUACACCUUCAACGAGAGGGAUGGACCGAUAGUAACGUGGUCUAGCACUUGGCCAGCCGAAAAGGAGCUCGUGCUGAGCCCGGAUUUGAUUCAAAGGUGGCAGGUUAUAACGUCGCAUACCGGCCACCAGCUUAAAGUUAAGAGAAAGCCUUUAGUCGGUGUAGGACUGGAACGGCCCUACCAACUAUCCUGCCUCCAUGUGGCUGUGGUCCCCUGGCUUUUUCUCAGGAAGGACAUUCUAAGCGGAGUGUCCAAAUUUCAGCUCAUCAGCGAGUUACACUCACGCUUUCGGGAUAGGGAGUUGUGUUAA